ACCAGAUCUCUCAGUCUCUGUUUAUUUUGUAGGCUAUAUGGCAUAAUGUAACUCCUCAGUAGGUAAACAAGCUGAUGAGCCAGGUCACCGCUGUUAUGACCAUGCUGCAUUCCUGGACCGAUGCUGCUAUCGUCUUUCAUCAGCUGUUCGCAUGUUUUCUUCUUUAACAGCAAAGCUUCCUAUCGUCAUGGACAAACAGCCCAGGGUGGUGUUUCGAAAUGUGGGGCAAGUGUACUUCCCCCAAACCAGGGUGGAGUGCCACUACAGUCUGACCUCAGACCAUCAGUGGAGCAAUAGUGACUGGAUAGGAAUUUUUGAGAUGGGAUGGACUUCAGUCAAACAGUAUUACACAUACACAUGGGCUACUGUUCCUGAAGGCUACACAGAGGGAACCAGUGUUGACUUCUGUGCAGUUUUCCAGGCAUCAUACCUGCCCCGCCCCAGUACUGUAGAGUACCAAUUUGUGUAUGUGGACAAGAUGGGAGAGGUGUGUGCCCGUAGUCGUUCCUUCACGUUCUGUGCUCCCAAGCCGCUUGAGGAGCUUGAGACCCUGAAAGAAGAAGAAGAUGCAGAGGAUGGAGAAGAAGAGCUGCUCUUAGUCAUUCCCAGAGCUCAGCUGCUGCAGAGCCGGCUGGAGGAGUGCUUAAAAAAGCAAGGAGGUUUGCAGCAAGCGUUGGAUGUAGCGAAAAAGGAUACGGAGAAUGAGAAAGAAAACACUAGAAAGGCAAGAAGUGAAUGGGAAUAUGAAAGAGAAGCAAUGAAGGAGGAGAUCAUGGAGCUCAGAGACAACCUGAGACACAGCCGAGAGAUGCUGAAGACAAUCGAGGUAAAACACGAGGAUGCGAAAUACAGUCAAGAAAGUCUGGCCUCUGAGCUGAGUAAACUUGCGGCUGAAAAAGCUGAAAGAGAGCAGCGCAUCAAAGACCUGGAGGAGGACGUCGAGAUUCUGGCUGAGCGAGAAAAAGAGCAAAACAGGGAACUGGAAAGGCUGAAAGAAAGAGUGAAGAAAAUGUCCUGUCAAAUGAAGCAUGAUGAGGAGAAGAGGAAGUCUCUGCAGAUGGAAAAUGAGGAUACUCUGGCCGAGGCACGACUGCUCCAGGAACGUCUCGAGGGAAGCGACCAUGUGGCAGAAGGCCUGCGUAGGGAGCUGAGGGACCUGAGCACCCGACAGGGUCACACCCACACUGACCUGCACCAAGCCCGACUCCAAGUGGCCCAGCUCACUCUGCAGCUGUCUGAGGAGAACCUCCUCCUGAGGGAGGAGCGGGCCAACUGGGCUUUGGAGAGAGAGGCAUACAGACAUGCAGCAGAAACUGACAAAAAGAAGCUGCAAGAUGUUGCCUGCGAGGUGCAGAAGAAGGAGGAGUGGCUCCAGGAGGAGAGGAUGGAGAGGGAGAAACUAGAAGUGCAGCUCGGGAGAGAGAAAGACUACAAUAAAGUGCUGCUGGGUGAGGCGAAGCGUGAGCUGCAGGAGCUGAGGGCCAGUUUGAGAAAGGUCCAGAAAGAAAGGGAGGAGGAACAGCUUCAAAACCAGGAUUUGGUGAACUACAUCCAUCAGUUAGAGCAGAGAUUAGGGAUUGUGCCAGAAGCUGAAGCAAGCAGUACAGCUCCCACGUGCGUAUGUAAUGAUGAGAGUGCUUCCUCCAGGUCAGUCUUUGCACCUGUUUCCUCAUCCAAUGACCUGCAGCAGCCCGACAGAGCUGAGAUCCCUCCUGAGACACAGAUCCAGAGCGAGGAAGAAGACACACCAGCCUCUGACACACAGGAUGAGGAAAGGGAGCAGUGUGAACCCUCUGCUGCUGAAAGAAAGAAACUGAUCCUACCAGAGCUCAUCAACCCCGUCCUCAGUGAGCUGGCUGACUCCCCCAUGUGGUAACACAGGGAUGGAUGGCAGGUUUCCCGUGUACCACUGUGGUAUUAUUUUAUAUGGGUCAUAAGAACACUUGAGACCUAUAUAAAGUCCCCGUCAC
Messenger RNA from Pelmatolapia mariae (spotted tilapia), 1970 nucleotides. RefSeq names its product calcium-binding and coiled-coil domain-containing protein 1-like. NCBI's taxonomy places the organism in Eukaryota, Metazoa, Chordata, Actinopteri, Cichliformes, Cichlidae. Gene Ontology annotation, molecular function: transcription coactivator activity. Gene Ontology annotation, biological process: positive regulation of transcription by RNA polymerase II. The record is from RefSeq and is a predicted model, not a curated record. Bases 152 to 1876 code for a protein of 574 amino acids. The transcript has 13 exons.